Miscanthus lutarioriparius is the source of this 1074-nucleotide messenger RNA. Lineage: Eukaryota; Viridiplantae; Streptophyta; Magnoliopsida; Poales; Poaceae. The record is from the annotation of a GenBank genome assembly.
AUGCCGGGGGACCGCUCGCCCACGGCGGAGCACCGGCGGGGGAUCCGGCGCCUCCUCCUGCACCCCCGGGGCGAGGCCUCUUCCUCGUCCUCGCCUCCGCCUCCGGCGCCCCCGCCUCCGCCGGCGCCGGAGGAGGGGAGGCGGAAGGGGUUCGCCUUGGCGGCGCUGCGCGGCCUGGGCUGCACGUCGGAGGCGGCGUCGCAGGCGUACGCUCCCGGGGCCGGGGCGGCCGCGGCGGCCGCCGUGCGGUCGUCGGCGGACUGGCACGGGCGGCAACGGCGGCGGAGGGGCGGCAAGGACAGGCGGAAGGAGCGUGGCGGCGGCGGCGGCGGGGGCGGGGGCGGGGGAGGAGGCGGAGGCGGGGGCUUCGUCACCGGGGGGAUCGACGCCGACGUGUGGUGCGCGCCCGGGAUACCCUUCGCCGCGGAGGCGUCCUCGGUGGACUGCGUGGUGGCGCGCCACCAGAUGGUUGGGAGGGGCGGCCGCGGCGCCGACGGGGAGAGGUCCCACAGAGACAGAGAGCGGCCGUGCCUGUCCCGGAGGGCGUCCGUGCAGGAGCAGAUAUCCUCGUCCUUCAUGGACUCGCCGCCGCCGCCGCACCUCGACGCCCCCUUCUUCGGCGCGGAUCUCAUCCCCUCCGGCCGUCUCCGCCGGAUGCGCGGGUACCGCCACUCCCCCGGAGGUCUCGAGGAAGAGAUAAUGAUGUUUCAGACAAGAGUGUUACUGGGAGGAAUGAACAUGUACGAUCGCUACCAGGAUUGGCGCCUUGACGUUGAUAACAUGACAUACGAGGAGUUGCUCGAGCUUGGAGACAAAAUUGGAUACGUCAACACAGGGUUACGUGAGGACGAGAUUACUCGCAACCUUAGGAAGGUCAAGCACCCAUCCUUUAGUUCUUUCCGGUUCGCAACAGAAAUGGAAAGGAAAUGCAGUAUUUGCCAAGAAGAAUUUGAAGCAAAUGAAGAGAUGGGAAGGCUAGACUGUGGCCAUAGCUACCAUGUGUACUGCAUCAAGCAGUGGCUCUCUCAGAAGAACACUUGCCCAGUUUGCAAGACUGCCGUUAGCAAGAAUUGA